Molecule: messenger RNA, 924 nt
Organism: Alnus glutinosa
Lineage: Eukaryota; Viridiplantae; Streptophyta; Magnoliopsida; Fagales; Betulaceae
Product: protein CURVATURE THYLAKOID 1B, chloroplastic
Exons: 6
Coding region: 139-657 (172 amino acids)
Cellular component (GO): chloroplast thylakoid membrane; thylakoid
Source: RefSeq, a predicted model, not a curated record
AUCACUCCCCCGCCCCCGAUCUAAUAAACCCACAAAAAACCAAACAAAAACUCGACGCAUUUUGCUGCCUUUGGUGCCUCAGAAACUCUCUCGCAGGACAAAGACUGAAACUGUAUAACCUGUUGGGGUUCAGCUGUCAUGGCCUCAAGCUCCUCCUCCACACUCACACUCUCCUCCUCAUCCACCCUUGUCGACGGCAAGGCUCCUCGCCAGUCGGCUGCUGCAUCGCCACAAUGUGUGACCCUUCCCACACUGCCCCCACCGCCUAUGCAGUCACAGAACCGACCCUGGAAGAGCACUGCUUAUUGCCGUAAGAUUGCUCGCAAUGUCAUGGCCAUGGCCACUGGAGAGGCACCGGCAGAAGUUGGAGCAAAUGAGCUGCCAGAGAUUGUCAAAACAGUUCAAGAAGCUUGGGACAAAGUUGAAGACAAAUAUGCAGUGAGUUCACUUGCAGUAGCUGGGGUGGUCGCGCUGUGGGGCUCCACUGGGAUGAUCUCGGCAAUUGAUAGGCUUCCUCUUGUUCCUGGGGUUCUUGAGCUUGUAGGCAUUGGCUAUUCUGGGUGGUUUGCAUACAAGAACCUGAUUUUCAAACCAGACAGGGAAGUUUUGAUACAGAAGGUAAAAGAUGCCUAUAAGGAUAUAAUCGGGAGCAGCUAGAGGAACACCGAUAGGGAAUGCUGCUGAGAUGAGGUGAACUUUUGGGAUUUGAAGCAUAUAUCUUGCAGCAUUGUCGUUAAGACCAUGGUUCCUUCUGUUAGCAUAAGCUUCUAACCCAUGUAAUAUCUACCUUCUCUUGAAGAUACAUGUAACAAUUAUAUUAUAUUUCCCCUUCAGCGCCAAUCACAUUUCUCAUGUUACUUGGAAGAGCUAUAACUAUUUACUGGAAUAAUGCACAGAUUCAGAAGACUUAGAAUUUUCUUUUAA